Messenger RNA from Punctularia strigosozonata HHB-11173 SS5, 3024 nucleotides. RefSeq lists its product as uncharacterized. Lineage: Eukaryota; Fungi; Basidiomycota; Agaricomycetes; Corticiales; Punctulariaceae. Gene Ontology annotation, biological process: protein localization to plasma membrane. The transcript is spliced from 7 exons. The record is from RefSeq and is a predicted model, not a curated record. The coding region runs from base 1 to 3024 and encodes 1007 amino acids.
AUGCACCUUUUCGCCCCCAACCACGUUCAGCUCAUCAACGCUUGUUAUCCCGCCUCGCAAACCGCCCUCGUCAACUCGGGCCCCGAAUACAAGCCAAACGCGCAGGAACUUUCCCGUCUGACCUACUAUGCCGCGAAUCGCUCGGGGAAGAUCACCAAGCUCGCGAACGAGUUGACGAAGCGGGUGAAGGGGGAGUGCCGGAAGGCGCACGCCGGAAAUAUGCGGUCGAGAGCGUCUCUCUUGAUUACUCUGACGAUAUUCAGAGCCCUGGCGACCGAAUGCAGGAGGGACAUCACCCUCCUCUCAGCAGCUUUAGUGACUGCGGUCGAUGAUACCCUCUCAUCCCUUUCCUCCGAUCUCGAGGUAUCAGCUAGGGCGGCUAGCUUGUUCACCGCCUGGACGACAUAUACCGACGGCCAUCUCAUAGGGGCAGACCCGAACUUGACGGAGAGCUACAUGUCCAUACUCAAACAACUUGCACAGAUGAGCACCGUGGAAGAAACUCGGACGAACGAUCAGGAGAAGCGGAAUCGUAUCGUCAGCACCCGACUCAUCGGUCUAAACGCCUUAACUGGCGCAGUGACCUCCGAGGCUCUAUACAAUGCCCCCUCUCAUUUCACCCACCAGGUUUCCACCAUCAUAGAUGCCGUAAUGGUUACAGUCUUACAAUCAAAACUCAACGAUCUCCAAGAGCAAUCCUCCUUACUCCAUCACGACGACGACAAAGCGACCGCUGCCUACCUCACGGAUUUCCGGUCACGACCCGCGUACGAACGGCGCGCGCUCUCCAUCCACGCGCACGUCGACGGCCAAUCAGGCCCCACAAUGCGGGACGUAAUCAGCGCCUCCCUUCGUGCGCUUUCGCAGCUCUUCGCGCAGUCAAACGGCAGCCAGGUCGGCCAGCUCAUGCAAUCCGCCUUCAACAGCCUCGACGCGCGCCGGGGGUGGGAGAAAGCGGACCACUGCCGCUGGUUCGCGCAGCGCGCGGCGGACUGGACGCGGUACCAGUACCGGUACGCGGUGCCUACGCGGCUAGUGGAGCGCCUGCUGGAGUCGCAGGACGUGACGGACCUGACGGUUCAGCGGAGCCUGGCCGGGAUGGUCACCACCGUGUUCACCUCGCCCACCCCGCUCGUCAACCUCUCGACGUCCGACAUUGUUUCAAAUCUCAUCACGCUCGUCAUACGGCGCAUAUCCGUCGAUCCCGACGAUCCCCUCGUGCCCGACCUGGUCCACUGCAUCGCCGCGCUCGGGACGCACGUGUACUACGCGGACCAGAUACAGGACCUGGCCGGCGAGCUCAUUAGCCGUUUGCUCGUCGUCGAAUCCAACGGCGUGCGCACCUCCCGCGGCGUCGUCGGCGAGAAGAACCGUUCGCAGGCCAUCCGCGCGCUCCUCGCGGGCCUGCUCGGCCUCAUGCAGGCCGCGCACAACUCGGAGAAGGAGCACGAACUCGAGGGUGGCAGGCCGGCGUCACCAUCGGGCAAGGACACCACCAGACGUCAGAGCUCGGACAAGCACGUCAAACCCUCCAGCCGGACACGCAUCUCGCCCGAGCUGUGGAUGGACACCCUGUCUUUGCUGUGCGACGGCGACUACGCCGUCCGGGCGGACUACGCCCGCGCGCUCGCUGCCUACCUCCGCGACGAGAUCGACUGCCAGGGAGACACGACGGACAAGGACGGUGUGCGUCGGAUGCGGCCGCUCGCGGACGGGCCCCUCCGUCAAGCGAGCAACAUCACCGCCGUGCUCUACGGCGAUGCCACGACGCGCUUUCUCAGCGCGCUGCACGCAUACGUGUACGUCCUCGCCACGUCGUCCACCCUCGGCCACAACUUCACCGGGUCCGGGUCCGGGUCGGACAGGUCGUCCUCGGCGGCGCUCUCGGAGGAGCCCGAGGACGCCGGAGCGGGGUCAAGCGCGCCGUCGGACAGCGGCGCAUCGCAGCGCACGCGCGAGACGCAGUUGACCGCGCACCCGCGACGGUCGCUGACGGCCCCGACGCGCGCGCGCAAGAUGGACGUAGCCCAUCGGUUCAUUGACGCGCUCCCGACGCAGCUGUCUUCGAGCCCAUCUUCGGCGACGGCGUCGGACUACGCGCAUAUAUUGGACGUGCUCGUCGCGGUGCAGGAGAAGGUGCCUGUGCGCGGGCUGCUGACCGGCGUGCCGAUGCUCGUGGCGUUGGAUUCGUUCGCGCGGGUGGGUGAGGUCGCGGACGCGAUGCCACUGCAAAAGGCAAGGGCGAUCAAGAGGAUCGUUGCGACAGUGUGCAAGUCGAUCGGAGUUGUCUGGGAUUCGCACCAGCUUGCGGAACUUGCGGAGCAGGCGCUCGCAUUGUUACCGAAGUAUCCUCAGCUGCCGGAAGUGGAAUCCGCCCCGCCUGGCGCCUUCCCCGCCCCGCGAGAACCGGCGCGGUUCUCAAGUGUGGACGGUGGUCUUGCGGCGGAUGGCGUCCAUGGUAUCAAUAUGGAGACGGUGUUGGUGAUCCUGGCGUCUAGCGCCCACGUGCAGGAUGCCGUAGGCUUGGAUGAACAGGGAGUCUUCCGACGCCUGGCCCGGGAGUGGACUCCGAAGAUGGCUGUCCAAGACUCUUUCUCAGCCACCGAACAAAAUGCCCAUUCCAUACGCGCCGACGGCACGGCGCCUCUCCUCAAAAUCUCGCCCGCGCUUAUGCAUAUCGAGAACCUCUCGCUCGCGAGCCUGAACCGUCCCACGCGCGGCGUCGGCGUCAACGACCUCCGGGAGGCGCUCGAGGGUCGGAGCAGCAUAUCGCUCGUGCACGGUGGCGGCGGAGCGCCGUCGAUAUCGACGCUCGACCAGGGAUCGUCGAUCAUGCCGAACGAUCCCCUCGCGCUCCAGCUCACGCGCUCGCGCACGAAGAAGACGGCGGCCAGGCCGCUGAAGGGCCCGGGCGAGGUCCGCGACGUGUUGAACAAGCUCGGGAUCGGGAAGCAGAACGGCGGCGGCAACGGCUUCUUGAAGACACCAUUCCCGGGCUCGCAGGCGCGAGAUCGGCCUCCGUGA